CUUCUAUCCCGGAAGUGAUACCCCAGGACUGAUGUGGGUGUUCGGAGCCCAGCUGCGGUUCUGUUUGUAUCGUCGGGCGCCUGUUGUUUCCUGAAUAAAAUGGACACGCUCAACAAGCUGAAACAAUUUGACGCCUAUCCCAAAACUCUGGAGGAUUUCCGAGUGAAGACGUGGGGCGGCGCGACCGUGACAAUCAUCAGUGGCAUCUUCAUGUUAAUCCUAUUCAUUUCGGAGCUGCAGUACUAUCUUACUAAAGAGGUUCACCCUGAGCUUUACGUGGACACGUCCCGAGGAGACAAGCUGAAGAUCAACAUCGACAUCAUCUUCCCUCACAUGCCUUGCGCAUAUCUCAGCAUCGAUGCCAUGGACGUGGCAGGCGAGCAGCAGCUGGACGUCGAGCACAACCUUUACAAGCAGCGGCUGGACAAAGACCUAAAGCCAGUCGCCCAAGAGGCAGAAAGACACGAACUUGGUCAAGCUGAUGAUGGUGUGACGUUUGACCCCAGCACACUUGAUCCAAAUCGCUGCGAGAGCUGCUUUGGCGCAGAAACGGAAGAACUCAAAUGCUGCAACACCUGCGACGAUGUGCGAGAGGCGUACCGUAGGCGAGGCUGGGCCUUCAAGAGCGCCGACACCAUUGAGCAGUGCAAACGAGAGGGCUUCACGCAGAAGAUGCAGGAGCAGAAGAAUGAAGGCUGCCAAGUGUACGGCUUUCUGGAAGUCAACAAGGUGGCAGGAAACUUCCACUUUGCUCCAGGAAAGAGUUUCCAGCAGUCACAUGUUCACGUGCACGCUGUGGAAAUUCAUGACCUACAGAGUUUUGGGUUAGACAAUAUCAACAUGACCCAUGUGAUCAAACACCUGUCGUUCGGGAAGGAUUACCCCGGCAUUGUGAACCCCCUGGACGGGACACACGCCACGGCACCACAAGCCUCAAUGAUGUACCAGUAUUUUGUGAAAAUUGUUCCCACCAUUUAUAUGAAAACAGAUGGAGAGGUUGUUAAAACCAACCAGUUCUCAGUUACCAGACAUGAAAAAGUUGCCAACGGCCUGAUAGGCGACCAGGGCUUGCCUGGUGUCUUUGUUUUGUACGAGCUGUCACCUAUGAUGGUGAAAUUGACGGAGAAACACAGAUCCUUCACUCAUUUCCUGACUGGAGUGUGCGCCAUCAUCGGGGGCGUUUUUACAGUGGCGGGUCUCAUCGACUCACUCAUCUACUACUCAGCCCGCGCCAUCCAGAAGAAGAUAGAGCUGGGCAAAGCCUCCUAGUGACGCUCCAUCCACUCCUGCUGGCCUCUGUGUGGCGCAACCCUGAACGCAACGCCGGUCGGCGGAUGGAUUGGACCGGCUAGCGAGCGGCAGGCAGAGGACCGAACAUCUUUGAGAGACGGUAUAGAGACGGAAUUACAAAGAAAGAUGUUCAGCAUCAGCCGGGUUCUCCGUCCUCCUUUCUGGUUCCCGGAAGGAUGACGGGACAGAGAAACUGCACCUCAACUAACCGAACACAGGAUGGCGCUCCCAAUUCAGUUCAUCCUCAUGGAACGUCCUACGGCUGUGUUCCUUUCUUUGUGUUCUUUGUCUUGUGGUCACAUUGACGUCAGGGGUCAUCUCAACAUGUUUUUGCACAGGAAAAUUGUUCAUUUUUAUUGCCACUUACCAAGAAAAGUAUGAGAAUUGUAAAGUUGUUUUAAUGGCUGCACUGAAGAACGAGGGCAGCGUGCCAGAACACUAUAUGUUAAUUGUUUAAAGGAGGGGUGCUUCUCUUCUCUUUUGGAGUCUUCUUAAGGGUUCUGUUGAUUUAAUGUCAUUAAUCCUCCAUGAUGGACAAUUUCAUUUUAAUAAGGACACACUCACAUUUUUGUAUUUUUUCAGUGAAGACCUCCUCCAGCUAUGACACACUAUUGUCUGAAGAACAACUGAAUGAUAAAGUCUAGUGGUUGUACAUUUUAAACUGUGAAAAUCAGGGGUUGUGUGUGUGUGUGUGUGUGUGCGUGGGGGGGAAAAUAUGUAUUUAUAUUUUGAUUGUCCUCACAGGUUUUUUAAAUGACAAUAAACAAUAAACGUGACUCUUAUC
Messenger RNA from Doryrhamphus excisus (bluestripe pipefish), 2074 nucleotides. It is a transcript of the gene ergic3, whose product is annotated as ERGIC and golgi 3. Gene Ontology annotation, cellular component: Golgi membrane; endoplasmic reticulum; endoplasmic reticulum membrane. Gene Ontology annotation, biological process: endoplasmic reticulum to Golgi vesicle-mediated transport; retrograde vesicle-mediated transport, Golgi to endoplasmic reticulum. NCBI's taxonomy places the organism in Eukaryota, Metazoa, Chordata, Actinopteri, Syngnathiformes, Syngnathidae. The record is from RefSeq and is a predicted model, not a curated record.